Molecule: messenger RNA, 750 nt
Organism: Ascoidea rubescens DSM 1968
Lineage: Eukaryota; Fungi; Ascomycota; Saccharomycetes; Ascoideales; Ascoideaceae
Exons: 2
Biological process (GO): RNA methylation
Cellular component (GO): mitochondrion
Molecular function (GO): rRNA (uridine-2'-O-ribose)-methyltransferase activity
Source: RefSeq, a predicted model, not a curated record
CUCAAUAACAAAUUCGAUUUCUUCUUUCCUGGCCAGAAUAUCGUCGAUUUGGGCUUUGCUCCAGGCACUUGGACCAAACUAGCAAUUCAAAAGACUAAAUAUUUCAAUCCAAGCACUGACACCUUUGAAAGUAUAAACAAUGCUAAAAUUCUAGGCGUCGAUAUCCUACCAAGUCAACCUCCAAAUGGUGCAUCUGCUAUCCAAGGCAAUAUCUUCUCAAAACACCUUCAUUUGUCAAUUAAAAACUUCUUUUUAUACAAAUCAAUUCAAAAAAUAAUCAAUCAAGAAUCAAUUCAUGAAUCCAAUCAAAAGUAUAAUAAAAAUCUUCAUGAAAAAACUCAACAACUGAAUCAAGAAACAAUUCAGGAAACAGUUCAGGAAAAACCACAAUUUCCAGUUGACCUCAUCCUCAGCGAUUUAAAUUCUCCAUGGGAUCAAGACACUUAUAAAUAUUGGAGCACAACAGUAACUGAUCCAAGCCUGAACCUCAGAACGUUUCCUCCCCUACUAAUCGACAACAUUUACAAAACUGUUGACCUAUUCGAUGCUGCUUUGCUUCUUGCCAUAGACAUCUUGAAACAAAAUGGCUCCUUCGUUGCUAGACUCUGCUCUUCCAACGAAGACCAACUAAUCAAUUCAAGAUUGAAAAAAGUAUUUGAAGAAGUUCAUUACAUCAAAAUCUCAAAAGAUGUAAUAUUUGUUUGUAAAAAAAAAAAAGAUGGCCCAAUCAGUAAAUUACACGUCUUUACU